Molecule: messenger RNA, 6913 nt
Organism: Mya arenaria
Lineage: Eukaryota; Metazoa; Mollusca; Bivalvia; Myida; Myidae
Exons: 7
Coding region: 73-5145 (1690 amino acids)
Cellular component (GO): cytoplasm
Molecular function (GO): ATP binding; DNA binding; hydrolase activity
Source: RefSeq, a predicted model, not a curated record
CUUUCUUUUUUGAUCGGAUUACGUGUUUGUGUGGCAUAAAUUAAAUGGGGUGUUUAUAACGCAAAAAGGAAUAUGGAGAGCAUUCCUUUACAGUGUUCUGUGUGCGUGAAAUCUUUUAGUGGAGUGAUACCAGCCCAGCAACAUUAUGCUAGUCUUGAGCACAAGAAAAAGGUUGAAAAUCAAGCAGUUGCUCGCCGAGGCUAUGGAAACUACUGCGAAGUGUGCAAAAUUACUUGUGACACUUCUGCCAUUCUACAGAUUCAUAGUGAGUCUCCUCGCCAUCUCGCUAUGGUGGAAAAGCAGCGUGCAAUGACUAAUCGAAAUCACCAACCUGCUUCCGGCAAUACAGAUACCAGGGAAUAUCAUUUUGAUGGACAAAAGGGAUACUGUAACAUUUGCCAGAUUGAACUUACAUCAAGCUCGCAUGCAAACGAUCAUUUGAGCGGCAAAAACCAUAAGAAGAGAAAACAACAGACGCAGAUUCUAAGUAAUGGUUUAACUGCUAGUUCUCCCCAGAGACCUUUAUUACAAGCUAGUCAGGACUAUGCUACUGCAGCUUCCGCUACUUUAGCAUCUUCAAGGGAAAUACAGAAUGGAAGUAGUUCAAUAGAGAAAGGAUAUGAUUUUCAUGGAGGCCGAGGUGUUUGUCAUGUAUGUAACAUUGAACUAACAUCCAAUUCUCAUGCACAAGAGCAUCUGCGUGGUAAAAAUCAUGCCAAGAAAAAGGCUCAGUUGGAGACCGCAAAACGUUUUGGAAAAACGAUGACCCCAGCAUAUGUUCAAAACUUAACGAGCGCAGUAAUCCUGCCAAAUCUUCAGACUUUUAACACAGCGACUUCUGUUUCAGAGCAUAAGUUCCAGCAACCGUUAGGUAGAGGUUUCAGCCACACAGAGGCAAAUAUUGCAUAUCUUAAUGAAGCACAUCGCGAAUUGGGACAUAGUUCACUUUUUUGUGACACCUGCAAAGUAUCAUUUACAGGACCUGAAAGUCAGGCAGCUCACAUGGCUGGAGAAAAGCAUAAGAAAACAUUGAAAAAGCUGGAGAUGGAAAGUAUGGGCAGCCAGCACCCCCUGAAAUGCAAUGCCUGUAAUGUAGUUUUUACUGGCCAGGAAAAUGCAGAGGAUCACUUCAAAGGAAAGAAACAUGAAAGAAAUAUGAAAAACAUGAGCAUUAAGAACACUUUAGAGAGCCCAACUCAGGUCGGUCCAAUAGACAGAAGUUCGCCUCAGUAUCCAGCGCUAAGUGUUUCACCACAAGAAUUACAAACAACAAACAACCCUGAAACUCUUGUUGUCAAUCAAGUGACAAGGUAUCUGGAAUCACAUGUUGCUGGUCAUGAAAAUCAGAACAAUGUCUAUUGUGGAGAUGAAAAGGACAAAUUGCAUCAUUUUCAAGACGUGGGCUCAUCCGAUGAUGAUAGCGAUAGCAGCGAUGAUAUCUCUGUCAAACCCCUUGAUAGUCUUCCUUCUUCAGAGGUGAAUAAUUUAGAUGGACACGUAGCUGUUCAGACCCAUUCAAGUAUUAAUGAUAAUCAAUCAUGGGAAACAGAAUCAUCUCUUAGCAGUAUAAACAUAAAAUCCCUCAGUAUGGAAUGUCCAGUGCCUGGUCAAAGAAUGAAUAUAGAAAGGCAACACAGUGUUGAGACUGAUGAAUCUAAGAUAAGAAAUGAAACAACCGUAGGAAUAGAUCAGCUAACUGAUGACCUGAGCAGUCUUGAUAUAAAGUCACAUUUUGAAACAUCAACAGAGCAAAGUUUAUCUUCUAGUAGAUUUACUGAACCGUAUCGAGUAGUUCAGAAUGAUUUUAGCGCUGGCUGCUCCCUUCUUGGGCGUGGUAGAGGGUUUCUACAGAACUUCGCGAAAUCCCAAGAAAACCUUCCUGGCAAGGUAUUGAAUACUGCACAACGUUCUACGGAAUUGAGACCAAAUAAUGAAACACGUCAAUGGGGCGAAAAUGCUUCUCAUGAGGAAAGAAGUGAAACGUUUCGAAAAACUGUUGAAUCACCUUCAAGCCAAAAUGAUUUUGUUGGAAACAAACCCAUGACAACAAUAUCUGAGGGAAACCAACCUGUUCAAUAUCAAUUUAAUAAUGAACCUAGAUUUCAUGAGUGUUCACCAAGUUACACUGAUGACUCACGGUCUGAAAGCGAGGGAAGUCUUGCACAAGAAGGUAUUAAUUUCGAAAGAUUUAACACUGGAUAUCAGACUCAAUUAAGUCCUUUGCAACAUCAACAAAAUUAUCAAAUCCAACAAACACCCGAACAGUGUGACCUACAAGGACGAAAUAACCAAGAAGUUAAUUUUGACCCAAGAAUGGGAAGAGGCCAAUGUUUUGUAUGUGCUAUAGAGCUGACAUCUGUACAGCAUAUGCAGCAGCAUUUGACGGGAAAGAAACAUUUCAAGGCGUUGCAAGUACAACAACAAUUGCAGCAGAUGCAUCGAGAUGACAACAUGAUGUGCUUGGCUUGUAAGGUUACAUUUUCGGGCCCGGAGAGUCGCCAGCAACAUAUGCAGAGUGAACGACAUUUUAAGAAAAUUCAAUCUCUGACGGAAGAAAAGAAGGAAUACUAUUGUGAUGUUUGCAAAGUUCCAUGUUCAGGUGCUGAUAAUUACCAGCAACACAUUGAAGGGGCCAAACACAGAAAAAUGACCGGUACUGAUCUAGUGGGCUUAACAUCACCAGAAAAUGCUAUAGACAAGACAAUCUGGCAUACCUGUCCGAUCUGCUUUUCAAAGACAAACACUGAGCACCACUUGAGAGUUCACAUCAGCGCAAAGCACCCUGGGCAUGAACUAGCAGUCCCAAGGCAGCUUUUUGGCGCCUCUCACAGUCCUCCUGCAGAACGUGUCAGACUUCAGCCGACCGUGCAUAUACAACAACCCCCGAUAUCACCUACCACUCUGAAUAGUGGUCACACUACUCCUUUACAAGUAUUUUUGUCGGAGCCGUUGUUUCCUCCAGAGUUUUUACCGAAGGAAAUGCAAGAAGGAGCUACUGGCGCACAACCAGAGAAAGUAGAAGUCAAUAUAACUGGGCCGUUUCAAAGACCAGAACGUUUUGCAGAAGCAGCUGCAUUCAAUGAUGAAACCUGCAACGAUUCUGGAAGUUGUAAUAAAAGGGGUAAUCUGUCUGAUCUGGCUUAUGCCACAAGAAACCAUAAUUCUGGUAAUGAUAAUGCAUCUAGAAUACUUAGCUCCGAGAUGUUAGGGGCAAAGCCAAAAGAUGGGAGUUCUGUAUUACACAACCCUUAUUCAGCGAAUUUCCCAUACUACUGUCACACGUGUAAAAGUCCAAUGAACACAAGAGAUGCCUAUUUGAGCCACAUUAAUGGGAACAGACACAAGCAAAAGGUUUGCACUGAGCCUGCUCCUAUCAGAGAGCACGUGCAAGGACUUGACAUUACAUCCGGAUACAUCCCAUAUACUUUAACGAAGCCUCGGAACUACCAGUUUGAACUGUACGAAAAGGCCAUGGCAAGAAAUGCAUUGGUAUUUUUGCCAACUGGAACUGGGAAGACGCUGGUUUCUGUCAUGACGAUAAGCGCCAUGUUGGAGAAGUAUCCAACCCGGAACAUUCUCUUCCUUGUCGACAAAGUUCUCCUAGUCAUGCAGCAGUCUCAAUACAUUCAACAGCAGCUUGGGGACAAGACAUUCAACAGGUUCAAUGAUGAGACUGAGCAGACUACUGACUUAGUGCGCCGUAAGAUCCGUGUAGCAGCACUCUGCAUGGGUCAGCAGGCAACACAUGGCAUCCCACUGUGGAAACACGACAUUGUUGUCGUUACUGCCGGAUUUUGUAAAAACAUUCUAGAAAAAAAAGUAAUUCGUUGGGAAGACUUCAGCUUAAUAGUCGUCGACGAAGUACACCACUGUGAAAAAGCGCAUCCAUACAACGUCAUUCUAAGCACAUAUCACCUUAAACAAACUCCAGAUCGCUUUGGUCCAACAGCUCUCGGUCUCACCGCAUCUCCCGCUGGAAAGGCAAGUGUUCAAGCAACAGUGGGCAUGUUAAAUGUUCUCAUCUCAAACAUGGGUGGGGCAAAAAUGUGUAUCGUAGAAAAUCCCGAGUGUGUGAGCACAUUGGUACAGUACCAGUCAAAUGCUAAUCUAGAAGCUAGAACACCAACGGACACUAGUACAACCAAGACGUACGCCUUCGAGAACACAUUCAAAACCGAGCUAAAUGUGUACAUUAUGUAUUGUGUUCUUAAGUUAGCAGACAUUUCAAAUAUAAAAGAAUAUGUUAAUAUCAGACCAGAGAUGACACCUUGCAUGCGAGAUAGCAUUGUAAGAAUGAUUGCAGACAAUUUUGUGGAAGAAGAACUUGAUACUAUCCAAAUUAGCUUAUGUUCAAUCGAGAAGAAAAGCAACAACAUAGAUGUGGUGGAGUUUUCUAUGAUCAAGAGGCAUGUGCAAGGCGUAUGUAUGGCAAGAAGCAGUGUUAUCGACGGUGGUGUAUUUUGUGCCAUACAAGAAUUGGCGGAACUUGGAACUGUAGGGUUUCAGUUUGCUCGUAGUGUUGGCCUGCCAACAGCUGCGCUGCAACAGCUGAUCAAGGUUGACCACGCUAAGUUUUUUCUAACCUCGACCUCGCCAUCUGGAAUACCUGAUCCCUCCGCCGUAGCAGAUCAUCAUGUCCAGAACCUAAUCAACGAGCUGACCACGACUGGCAGAAGUGGACAAGGCAUAUCUUUGGUCCUCGUCAAGCAAAGGGCCACAGCCUACCAUCUUGCUGGUAUUCUUAAGAACUCGCCGCAGUUACAGAGGGCCGGUUUACAUACAACUACGAUGGUUGGGCACGGUGAUGGGUCGGCCGGGUCAGCUGGUGGAAUGUCGGUGAGAGCUCAAAAAGAGGUCCUCGAGGAAAUCAAGCAAGGAAAGUACCAGGUUGUGGUUGCUACGUCAGUUGCCGAGGAGGGCGUUGAUUGGCCGGAUUGUGAGCGCGUGAUCACCAUGUACCCUCCCUCCACUGUCACCGCUCUCAUCCAGAUGCGGGGUAGGGCGAGGCGCAAGGACAGCAAGUUUAUCGUGUUAUGUAGCAACUUGGAGGAGGAAGAGAAAUUAAAAGACAUUAUGAUGCGAGAACAGAACAUGAUUGAAGCUACCAAGUGGAUUGUUCAGCUUCAACGUGGUAACGAUUCGUGAACACAUGUGUGUGACCGGUGAAUACGAAUCGUGCUUGUGACAUGUUAGCUCUAAGGUUCUAUUAAGUAUUGUAACACUUGUGUGAUUAAGGGAUUCAACUAGUGUUAAACGCUUUGGUUUUCAAAAAAAUGCAGAUGUUAUAUCUUGUUUUGUUAAUGUUUUCUGUCAACUUGUGAUUUUUGUAUAUACCCUGUUAUUUUGAAUUCCUACCUUGUUCAUAGAUUGUCUGCUAUUAUGUAGCAAUAGAUAUGAAUUCACAAUAGGCCAUGCUCAAGGCGAUUGAAAAUAAUUCACCAUUAGCUAUAUAUACAUGCAAGAAGCUUAUGCUUGUUAUUUAUACUAUUCAACACACUAUAUCUCUAUUUGGUAAGCUGCUCUUAUUUAAUUCUUGCCUUAUUAAGUAAUAACAUACUUAUGCUUUCGUAUGCUAUAAUUCUAUCGUCUCUUAUGUUUUCAAUUUCAUUCCAUUACAUGCCAAACAUAAAUUAUUUGUUAUUUUCUUAAGGAUAAUAAUACAAAUUUAACACCGAUAUAACUGUGCCACAGACAUGAUAAUUUAAUAAAAUAGUUACAUACAUACAAAGCAAAUGGUUUCAAAAGAAAAUGUGUGCCAUGUAAAGCACCUGGCUCCAGUGUCCUUAUACAUUUAGACUCAGCAUACUUGCAUUGCCAUGGAAAUAGGAAAGUACCAAACUGAAAAUAUAAAUAUGCAUUAGCCUGGGUUGAAAAAUGAUGUAUACAACAAAUGUUCCAUUUAUAGACAUCCAGAGUAAAAGAAAUUUUGACAACUUUUUUAUGGAGUCUUGACUAUCUGAGCUUCGAAUGACCAAUUUAUGAAAAACCCUCCUAAUUUACGAACUAAAACUAAGUUCAUGCCUAAUAUUACCCUUAUGAAUACCGCAGAUAAAAUUCAUACAUUCAUUUUGCAAUUUUUAUUAAACUGAGUUACGGAAAUGCUACCUCGAUCUUUAAGUGUGUUUUUAAAUGUGUGGCAUUAAAUUAUAUGGUAAUAAUUAAAGAAGUCCAACUUCAUUUAAUUAAAAAUUAAAAAUUGGCAUUAAAUUAAAAAUUCAGUGUUUGCUUGUCUUUGUUUUGAUGCGGGUGUGGUCUCUUUUGGUGUUUGUUCGUUUGUGUCUUGCGUUUGGGCCUUUGUCUUGAACCUCUGUACAUGGUUUAUAUUCUUGUGCACAAAGUUUCGAAUUCUUGACAACUGGGCAUGUCCCUGUAGUGUUCAAUGUAAUACUGUGUCCUAUUUCGGUAUUCAUUUUUACUUUUAUCUCAUUGGUGCAUUGACAUAACACAGGCGUGGUUAGGUAUUAGUAUGAAACAUUUUGACGGUGUUCGUUGUUGAUAUUGUUUCUUGUGUGUAUAUAUAACUUAUUUUGUCUGUUUGGAAAAAGGAACCAAAAACAAGAUGAACAUUUUUAUUCAAUUUCUCUUUGCAUUGUCUAAUUAUAAAUGUUUAGAUUAGGCUAGUGUACGUAUUUAUUUAAGUUAUUAUUUCAAUAUAUAUAUAGCAUUUAAACCUGUAUAUGUAAAUUAUUUAAAUUUGUUUUGAGUUUCUUGCUUUUGUGGUUAAAGUAACUGAUAUAAAGCUGAUUAAAUCUAGAAGAAAAAGUUUUACUCGUCAAGAGUUUUAGCUUCUUUGUGACGACAAGGACCGCGUAUUCAUAUAGUAAAUACAUGCAGUUAGAUAUUGCUCAUUUUGAAAAUAGGCUUAUGGACAUGGGCAAAAUUCUCACCAUUUACCUCCAUUUUUUACUAAUUG